This is a messenger RNA of Clunio marinus, 189 nucleotides long. NCBI's taxonomy places the organism in Eukaryota, Metazoa, Arthropoda, Insecta, Diptera, Chironomidae. The record is from the annotation of a GenBank genome assembly.
AUGACUAUUGAAAGAGAUUUUUACGACGCUGAUUCAAUGUCUUCAUUACCUGAAAGACAGAAACGAAACAAUGCCCUGCCGUUGCUUCACCAUCCAAUAAAUUUGAGAGUGAAAGAAGAAAGAAAGAGAUUUUAUGAGCACAGCAGAGUUCUGUUAUUCAAUUUGAAAGCGUGCUUCGUCGAUGAGUAG